AAUCACAGUCAGUCGUGUUCGUCGGUUGUUAUAGGGAACAUGCCAAGAUUUCAAAUAAAGAGUUUGGUCUUUCUGGCCGGACUUAUAGUUUUGGUUGGGGAGGCUAAUUCCACCCUACGCCGAAUACCCAUUCAAAAGUCGCCAAACUUUAAGCGCAGCCACAAAAAUAUUGUGGCAGAAAGGGAUUUUGUUCAGCAGAAAUACAAUCGCCAAUACACCGCUAAUGGGUAUCCCAUGGAGCACCUGUCCAACUACGAUAACUUUCAGUAUUAUGGAAAUAUAAGCAUUGGAACCCCCGGCCAGGACUUUUUGGUACAAUUCGACACCGGUUCCUCAAACCUUUGGGUUCCGGGAAGCUCGUGUAUCAGCACAGCGUGUCAGGAUCACCAGGUCUUCUACAAAAAUAAAUCCAGUACCUAUGUGGCCAAUGGAACGGCCUUUUCCAUAACCUAUGGAACUGGCAGUGUUUCUGGUUAUCUAUCCGUGGAUUGUGUAGGCUUUGCUGGCUUGACGAUACAAAGUCAGACAUUCGGUGAGGUAACUACCGAGCAGGGAACAAAUUUCGUAGAUGCAUACUUCGACGGAAUACUGGGCAUGGGAUUCCCCUCUUUGGCCGUGGACGGAGUUACCCCGACGUUUCAGAACAUGAUGCAGCAGGGACUCGUUCAAAGCCCAGUGUUUUCAUUUUUUCUGAGGGAUAACGGCAGUGUAACUUUUUACGGAGGUGAACUUAUUUUGGGCGGCUCGGAUCCCUCGCUUUACAGCGGUUCCCUCACCUAUGUGAAUGUCGUUCAGGCCGCAUAUUGGAAAUUCCAAACGGAUUAUAUCAAAGUCGGUAGUACUUCCAUUAGCACCUUUGCCCAAGCAAUUGCGGAUACUGGAACAUCUCUGAUUAUAGCUCCCCAGGCGCAAUAUGAUCAGAUUUCUCAAUUGUUUAAUGCUAAUUCGGAGGGACUUUUCGAAUGCAGUUCCACUUCCUACCCGGAUCUAAUAAUCAACAUUAAUGGCGUGGACUUUAAAAUCCCAGCCAAAUAUUAUAUCAUCGAGGAAGAAGAUUUCUGUUCGCUGGCCAUUCAAUCUAUAAACCAAGACUUUUGGAUUAUGGGAGAUGUAUUUUUGGGUCGUAUUUAUACCGAAUUCGAUGUGGGCAAUCAAAGGCUGGGAUUCGCACCGGUAAACUCAGCAGUUGGCUUAAGGAAAGCGGUUCUGUGGCGGAUCUUCACUUUAUUGCUGGCUUGUGGAAUGUGGAAGCUGAAAAAUUAGUUACAUUUUCCAAAUUAAAAUAAAAAUCAAGACUAUUUUAUAAAUCU
Molecule: messenger RNA, 1310 nt
Organism: Drosophila melanogaster (fruit fly)
Lineage: Eukaryota; Metazoa; Arthropoda; Insecta; Diptera; Drosophilidae
Gene: Pgcl
Product: pepsinogen C-like
Exons: 1
Coding region: 40-1263 (407 amino acids)
Biological process (GO): proteolysis
Molecular function (GO): aspartic-type endopeptidase activity
Source: RefSeq, marked reviewed